CCACCUGAGGACUCUGACUCCAACCAGGUCCUGGGCCACCAGGAGAGCCUGACCCUGUUUUUGGAAGGCCCGCAGACCUGGGCCACAGUAUCCCCAAAGAUCAUGAUGGCGUAUAUGAACCCGGGGCCCCACUACUCGGUCAACGCCUUGGCCCUCAGCGGUCCCAGCGUGGAUCUGAUGCACCAAGCUGUGUCCUAUCCAAGUGCCCCAAGAAAGCAGCGGCGGGAGCGGACCACCUUCACCCGGAGCCAGCUGGAGGAGCUAGAGGCUCUGUUCGCCAAGACUCAAUACCCGGAUGUGUAUGCUCGAGAGGAGGUGGCUCUGAAGAUCAACCUACCUGAGUCCAGGGUUCAGGUUUGGUUUAAGAACCGCAGAGCUAAAUGCCGGCAGCAGCGCCAGCAGCAGAAACAGCAGCCUCAGCCCCCCGGCGCACAGACCAAGGCUCGUCCUGCCAAGAGGAAGGCAGGCAUGUCCCCAAGAUCCUCCUCCGACGUCUGUCCAGACCCCCUAGGCAUCUCAGACUCCUACAGCCCCCCUCUACCCGGCCCCUCAGGCUCUCCUACCACGGCCGUGGCCACCGUGUCCAUCUGGAGUCCAGCCUCAGAGUCCCCUUUGCCUGAGGCCCAGCGGGCAGGGCUGGUGGCCUCGGGGCCACCCCUGACCUCCACACCCUACGCCAUGACCUACGCCCCUGCCUCUGCUUUCUGCUCCUCCCCUUCGGCCUACGGGUCUCCGAGCUCCUAUUUCAGUGGCCUGGAUCCCUAUCUUUCCCCCAUGGUGCCCCAGUUGGGGGGCCCAGCCCUCAGCCCCCUUUCAGGCCCCUCCGUGGGCCCCUCCCUGGCCCAGUCCCCCACCUCCCUGUCAGGCCAGAGCUAUGGCACCUAUAGCCCCGUGGACAGCUUGGAGUUUAAGGACCCCACAGGGACCUGGAAGUUCACCUACAACCCCAUGGAUCCUCUGGACUACAAAGAUCAGAGUGCCUGGAAGUUUCAGAUCUUGUAGAAGAUCCUCUUCUGUAUGUCUCUCUGCAUCUCAUCUCAACCCGGCAUCCCCAGGAAAGCAGUGGGGCUGGCCCUCCCUCCAAAAGUUGUGGCCUCUCUGGCCUCAUGUGUGGAGUAGCCCACCACAGUCCACCCCCCUCUCCCCGGGACAGUCUCCUCACUCUCCGGGGAAGUUCAAUAGAUCUUAGUAACCCUCCACCCAGCCCCGCCUCACCAUGGAUGCUGGCUGCCAUUUUAACCAUGAGCCCUGGACUCCAGAAACUGGUGCUAUGAAUGUGCUCUGAGAUGAAAUUAAACCAAAUUCAAGUAGUCAGUUUAGGGGUCCUGGUCAGGUCAGAAUCGAGAUGCCCUGGAACAGACAGGUAGGGAGACUCAAUGUCAUACCUUCCAUUUGGGACACUUCCUUAGCAUGUGGCUAGAGAUCCUUCUAGAAAAUCCAAAGAUAGUUUUAAGAAGCCCCACCAUGGCAGCUUAGGUCAGUUGUACAGUUCAAUUAAAAAAUCCAUUUGGCGAUUUUACAGAUUUCCCAAAUAUCAGGUUUACAUGGUAGGUUUAGGGGGCUCUUUGAUAUAUAUUUUUUUCUUUUUAGUUUCUUCUUAAAGACAUUUCGUCAGGUAUGCAUUCUUUUGGACUUUGAGAGUGGCCAUGUUUGGUUUUGUUUUAGGAUUUUCUAAAGGUGGAUUUCACCCCAGCGCUGGAGGAACUGUGGUAGUUGCCACUGGGGCCAACCAUGGUAGUUGGCUCCAACAUAGCUGUGGGUAUAUCAAAAAAAAGAAGAACAGGAGGUGGCAGGCUUCUCAUUUGUAAAUAUGCAAGAGACGAGGUUGGCGGGAUAAGUGGAUUUGGAAGAAGCCCCACAUUUCAAAAAUACAGUCCCUCUCUUAGAUUUUGUUUCCUGUUACCAUUGCAGGAUGGGACCAGAGAGCGCAGCCUGAUGGAGUGGCACCAUAUUUCUUUCUGUGCGUUGACCCCCAGUGACAGAGACAAGCACUGAGAGACUUUUAAGAUGGAGUCAGGCAUUUUAACACUCUUGGUAGUUUGAUGCUUUGGCCUUGCUUGAAUUUUUUUUUUUUUUUUUUUUUUUUUUUGUCUUUGGCCCUGGGAGGCAGUAGCCACGAGCCUUUCACUGGUGGGCUUCACAAGGUAAAAGGAAGUAGGGCAGGAAGGUGGUGGUGUGCUGGUAUGUGGUAACCAUUGGCUCCCUAAAGAAGAGGAAAAACCUUGAUUUGUAGUGAUUGCCAAUUUCUGUGGUGUAAAUUAUCCCACUAUGGCUGAUUUCAAGGCACCAAGUCUGUGGUCAUGGCCUCGGAGCUGGAUGCAUGCCAUCUGUGCUCAUGGGCUGGUAGGAACUGGUUCCAGGUCGCCGGUGUAGGAAGGGAUGUCAGGAGGCAGGCACAGUGUGGAGAGAGGCUGGGAGGCCUCAGAUGGAUUUUUCUGGGUCCAGGCCAGAAGAGGUCCAUAUGGACUAGACCCCCCAAGACCCUCUGAAGGGGCACACGGCGAUCACUGGAAUCCUCAAGGAUGGUUUACUCAGCACACCACAUGACCAUGUCUCAUGGGCCUGAGUCAUACUGGCCUCUGGGACAUUAGACCCAGGAGUGAGUGGCUCAGAGUCCAGUGUGGGACACAAAGGAUAAACAGAGGAGGACAGUGCAGGUGGGGGUGGAAGAUAGACGAUCCAAGCAGAAUCCGCAGGGGAGGGACAGGGAGGAGGUGACAUUGUGUAAAAGUUGGGACCAGAUGCACUGCCAUUGAUUCAUUUUGCAGAGACUCCCAGAGUCUGUGCUGGAGGCGGGGGUCUCAGGAGUACAUAGGAAUUUCUCUCUGCCCCACGGAGCUCCCAGAGCUCUGGUUCACAGAGGAGGGUGUGUCUUGUGAACACGAACAAUUCACAGGCACGCUGAUAAGGGGGUCCGGGAGAGCAUGAAGGAUGGACGUCAUGUUCUGGAGGAGGGUGGAAGGUGUAGAGCCUGGGGGGCCACAGUCACAGGCCCACAGGGCUCAGAUGUCAGGAGACCCCUCUCGCUAGGGCUGGACAGAGCAAGAGGGUGCAUUUGUUCGGGAGGUCCUGGCUUCCUUUCCCGGGGCCAACCUCCUGAGCUGUGGGGAUGUCAAAGGUUCUACUUCUUUGAGACAAAAAGCCAGGACAAGUGACAAGAGAGAGAAGGAAGCGGCCAGGAGCCCCCUUCACUCUGUGUUCCCUCCCCCACUCCUUGAGACUCCAGUCCCCUUCCUUCCAGGACAACCACCCCCCACCCCAAGCGAAAAUAAUUAAAUUGUUGAAUCUCGCUAAAAA
This is a messenger RNA of Canis lupus familiaris (dog), 3297 nucleotides long. It is a transcript of the gene CRX, whose product is annotated as cone-rod homeobox. NCBI's taxonomy places the organism in Eukaryota, Metazoa, Chordata, Mammalia, Carnivora, Canidae. Gene Ontology annotation, cellular component: nucleus. Gene Ontology annotation, molecular function: DNA-binding transcription factor activity, RNA polymerase II-specific; RNA polymerase II cis-regulatory region sequence-specific DNA binding. The record is from RefSeq and is marked provisional. Gene Ontology annotation, biological process: regulation of transcription by RNA polymerase II; multicellular organism development.